Messenger RNA from Anastrepha obliqua, 7072 nucleotides. RefSeq names its product sodium/potassium-transporting ATPase subunit alpha (gene Atpalpha). Gene Ontology annotation, molecular function: ATP binding; P-type sodium:potassium-exchanging transporter activity; ATP hydrolysis activity. The record is from RefSeq and is a predicted model, not a curated record. NCBI's taxonomy places the organism in Eukaryota, Metazoa, Arthropoda, Insecta, Diptera, Tephritidae. The transcript is spliced from 11 exons. Gene Ontology annotation, biological process: proton transmembrane transport; sodium ion export across plasma membrane; potassium ion import across plasma membrane. The coding region runs from base 443 to 3559 and encodes 1038 amino acids. Gene Ontology annotation, cellular component: membrane.
AAUUUUCAGUCGAGCGCUGAUACCGAACUGGGAAGGUCGGUCUAGGCAGAGAUUCUCUACUCGUCUCGCGGGCUUCUUACACAACACUUAAGCGCAGAGCAAAGAAUAGAAAAAAUAUUGUGGCGGUGGAAAAUAAUUUGAAAAAUAACUACACAAAAGGAUAUUGAAAAGUAUUUAAAAGAAAGUAAAACAUCGAGUAAAACCGCUACUUAUAAGCGGGUACAGUUUAUAGAACAGAAAAAAGUGUAAAUUAACGUUAAUUAUACAUAUACGUCCAACAAAGGCGGAACUAAAAACGCGCACGGGGGUACUUUGUAACCCCUGAAAAAUAACUAUAAUAUCGAAUUAAAAGAGGAAGAAUUAUUGUGUAAUACCAUCCCGAGUGCUGCUGCUGCAGUAAGAUCUUCCGCCUAUAAUUUUUCAAUAAAUUAUAAACCGCAACAUGAGUAACGAUGAGCAUGGGAGGGCAGACUCUUAUCGUUUCGCAACGGUUAUACCAACCGAUGACGAUAAUCGUACAGCCGAUGGUCACUUUAAGUCUAAACGCAGAAUGCCACCAAAACCGGCUAAGAAGGAAAAUCUUGAAGAUCUCAAACAGGAGUUAGAUAUCGAUUUUCAUAAAAUCUCUCCUGAGGAGUUAUAUCAGCGCUUUCAGACGCAUCCAGAGAAUGGUCUGAGUCACGCCAAGGCUAAGGAGAAUCUGGAGCGAGAUGGUCCUAAUGCGCUCACACCACCCAAACAAACACCCGAAUGGGUGAAAUUCUGCAAGAAUUUAUUCGGCGGUUUCGCCAUGUUGCUGUGGAUCGGUGCUAUACUCUGCUUCGUGGCCUAUUCCAUUCAGGCCAGUACCAGCGAGGAGCCUUCGGACGACAACUUGUAUUUGGGUAUCGUACUUUCGGCUGUAGUUAUAGUUACUGGCAUAUUCUCAUAUUAUCAGGAAUCGAAAAGUUCAAAGAUUAUGGAAUCGUUCAAAAACAUGGUGCCCCAAUUUGCUACUGUCAUUCGUGAAGGUGAGAAACUUACCUUACGUGCCGAAGACCUAGUGUUGGGUGAUGUGGUUGAAGUGAAGUUCGGUGAUCGUAUUCCCGCUGAUAUACGCAUCAUUGAGGCGCGCAACUUCAAAGUGGACAACUCAUCGUUAACUGGCGAAUCUGAGCCGCAAUCACGUGGUGCUGAAUUUACACAUGAAAAUCCCUUGGAAACCAAGAACUUGGCUUUCUUCUCCACCAAUGCUGUUGAGGGUACCGCUAAAGGCGUUGUCAUCAGCUGUGGUGAUCACACCGUAAUGGGUCGUAUUGCUGGCUUGGCAUCUGGUUUGGACACUGGCGAGACUCCCAUCGCUAAGGAAAUUCACCAUUUCAUUCACUUGAUUACCGGCGUCGCUGUGUUCCUGGGUGUUACUUUCUUCGUCAUCGCUUUCAUCUUGGGUUACCAUUGGUUGGAUGCUGUCAUCUUCUUGAUUGGUAUUAUUGUAGCGAACGUGCCAGAAGGUCUGCUGGCCACUGUGACUGUGUGUCUAACAUUGACUGCUAAGCGUAUGGCAUCGAAGAAUUGCUUGGUAAAGAAUUUGGAAGCUGUGGAAACUCUGGGCUCCACCUCGACAAUUUGCUCUGAUAAGACCGGCACCCUCACCCAAAAUCGUAUGACCGUCGCCCAUAUGUGGUUCGAUAAUCAAAUCAUCGAGGCCGAUACAACUGAAGAUCAGUCGGGUGUGCAAUACGAUAGAACCAGCCCUGGCUUCAAGGCGCUCUCUCGCAUUGCUACCCUCUGUAAUCGUGCCGAAUUCAAGGGCGGUCAAGAAGGUGUACCAAUUUUGAAGAAGGAAGUCAGCGGUGAUGCCUCAGAGGCUGCACUGCUUAAAUGCAUGGAAUUGGCGCUCGGCGAUGUAAUGAAUAUACGCAAACGUAACCGCAAAAUCGCUGAAAUUCCAUUCAAUUCAACCAACAAAUACCAAGUCUCCAUACAUGAAACUGAAGAUCCAAGUGAUCCACGUUAUUUGCUUGUCAUGAAGGGUGCACCCGAACGUAUCCUAGAGCGUUGUUCGACUAUUUUCAUUAACGGCAAAGAAAAGGUAUUGGAUGAAGAGAUGAAGGAGGCUUUCAAUAAUGCGUACAUGGAACUUGGUGGUUUGGGUGAGCGUGUGCUCGGCUUCUGCGACUUUAUGCUGCCCUCCGAUAAAUACCCCACAGGCUAUAAAUUCAACACUGACGACGUUAACUUCCCUAUUGACAAUUUGCGUUUCGUUGGCCUUAUGUCCAUGAUUGAUCCACCACGUGCUGCUGUACCCGAUGCCGUCGCCAAGUGCCGUUCAGCUGGUAUUAAGGUUAUUAUGGUGACUGGUGAUCAUCCGAUCACUGCCAAGGCCAUUGCUAAAUCGGUGGGUAUCAUUUCGGAGGGCAAUGAAACUGUUGAGGAUAUCGCACAGCGCUUGAACAUCCCUGUCUCGGAAGUUAACCCACGUGAAGCCAAGGCAGCUGUUGUGCAUGGCGCUGAAUUACGUGAUGUUACACCCGAACAGUUGGAUGAAAUUCUGCGCUAUCACACUGAGAUCGUGUUCGCACGUACCUCGCCUCAACAGAAACUGAUCAUUGUGGAGGGUUGUCAACGUAUGGGUGCUAUUGUGGCUGUGACCGGUGAUGGUGUAAAUGAUUCGCCCGCGUUAAAGAAGGCCGAUAUCGGUGUUGCAAUGGGUAUUGCCGGUUCCGAUGUGUCGAAGCAGGCUGCUGACAUGAUUUUGCUCGAUGAUAACUUCGCUUCAAUUGUGACUGGCGUUGAAGAGGGUCGCUUGAUUUUCGAUAACUUGAAGAAAUCCAUUGCCUACACACUCACCUCCAACAUUCCCGAAAUCUCACCAUUCUUGGCUUUCAUCCUUUGCGACAUACCACUGCCACUGGGUACCGUUACCAUUUUGUGCAUCGAUUUGGGAACUGAUAUGGUGCCUGCCAUUUCCUUGGCUUAUGAAGCUGCUGAGGCCGACAUUAUGAAGCGUCCACCACGUGAUCCAUUCAACGACAAAUUAGUCAAUUCAAGAUUGAUUUCGAUGGCCUAUGGUCAAAUUGGUAUGAUCCAAGCUGCUGCCGGUUUCUUCGUGUACUUCGUCAUCAUGGCUGAAAAUGGUUUCUUGCCAAUGACGCUGUUCGGUAUUCGUAAGAUGUGGGACUCAAAGGCUGUCAACGAUUUAACCGAUUCGUAUGGACAAGAAUGGACCUACCGCGAUCGUAAGACACUCGAGUACACUUGCCACACCGCUUUCUUUGUUUCUAUUGUGGUUGUGCAAUGGGCGGAUUUGAUUAUCUGUAAGACACGACGAAACUCCGUCUUCCAGCAGGGCAUGCGAAAUUGGGCAUUGAACUUUGGUUUGGUGUUCGAGACGGUGUUGGCGGCCUUCCUGUCCUACUGCCCCGGCAUGGACAAGGGUCUGCGCAUGUAUCCACUGAAAUUCGUUUGGUGGUUACCAGCCAUUCCAUUUAUGUUGGCUAUUUUCAUCUAUGAUGAAAUUCGUCGAUUCUACUUGCGUCGUAAUCCAGGCGGCUGGUUGGAACAGGAGACGUACUAUUAAGCUGUAUGUUCAGAUACAUAAUAACAACAAAAACAAGAAAGCAACAACACAACAGCGAGCGCAUUUGCAAAUAUACGAGAGUACUAUAACAAAAGCAAAAAUAACAGCAAAAGCGAAAACAACAGAAGCAACAUAUUUGAAUUUUACGAUACGAGUGCGAAGGUGAACGAGCGCGCUGUGGUCGCUCAGGCAGCAGAAAUUAAAUAACAGCAACAACAACGAUAGUAGCAAUAGCAAACGAGAGCCAUUUACUGCAGCUAAAACAGCUAAGGCAAUGUUAAAAGGCAGCAACAACAACAUUAUUUAAUAUGCAUGCAUGCAGCGAAUAUCUUAAGCGACCACCAUCACCACCACCACCACAACAACAACAGCAACAACCAGAAUUAUAUUUUUUUUAAUUUUAAUUAUUUAAUAAAGAAAAAGAUAAUUAUUUUAACGAUUAAGUAAAGUUAAAUUAUAAAUUAAAUAAUGGUAAUAAUACGAAACAAAAUAAAACACAAAAAAAAAAAAACAAACAAAAAAAGUAAAACGAAAACCCAACCACACAUUACCCAAUAAAUAGCAGUUGUUUUUUGUAAGCAAACUUUAAUAAAUUGUCCCUUAAAAAGCAGAAAAAUGGAAGGAAGAUGAUGCGCUAUAACAAAUCGAUUUAAGGUCGUUAGACUAUUGACGUUGAGUGAAAGUUGCCGAAAUCUAAUUGAGUAUGGAAGUUAGUCAGCAGUCGGGAGAAACAAAGCAGAGUUGGAGAUUUGUUGCCAGCAGUUACAACUUUGGCCAUAUUUCUAUAUCCGCUAACGAAUCAAAAAUGUUAGCAAAGACAACUUUAAACAAUUUGAUAGAAAAAAACUUAGUUGAAAAUUUUUCUGAAUUUAAAUAUGUAGGAAAGAUAAGAAAAUGGAUAAAAAAAUAUUUAGAUAAAUACACAAAUAAGACACAAAAACAAGUACUAGAUAAAACUGAAUAAGCAUGAACAUAAAUUUAGCAAAAACAAAAACAAUUAAAUAAAUAAAAGUGGCAUGCAAGUAAGUGUUUAUAUGUACAUAUAUACAUAUAUAUACAUACAUGCAUAUAUCCCUGAUAAUAAUGCAAGCAAACAGGCAGUAAAAGAAAUUUUAUUAAUGCAAUACACUACCACUACCAAACGAAAUGGAAAUCAAACACACCACCUUUGAAGCUAAAAAUUAUGCCCCAACUAACCCAACGCUGUUCUACUAACUUGUAAUAGUAUACAAAGUGAGAAUAAAGCGAUUGCAGCAGCAGAUAUGCGAAUUAGGCUAGUAUUAGUGGUUUUACACACACACAUCUAUCCAACAUACAAGCAUUUUGAAAGCAGGCAGAUAUUGGUCAAACGCUGAAGUAUAGUAUUAUUGGUAUGAAAGCAAGAAAAAAACAAAAAUAAAAUAAUAUACAAAUUUAGGUAAUGUAAUAAGUAGGUGAGUACAUAAAACACACACACACGCAUACAUGCAUUCAUACAAUUGUAUCAAAAAUGGGAAAAAAUAGCUUAAGGCAGGGGGCAGGAAAAGGCUGAGUAGCUGAAAUAGCAGCAACUCUGAGGCUUUGAGGCAGAGUUUUAACGUUAGGCGCCAGCUGCAUAUAGCGCAUGCUUAGACAAAUACAUACUUAUUUACAUUGACAUUUUUGAGAUGAAAAUACAUUAAAUAAAAAACAACAACAUAUAAACUGCCAUUGCUCCCUUGUGCGCAGCACAAACUCAUCUAAAGUUUCACCCACACACACACACGCACACACACAAAUGUAUGAAUCAAACAUGCACGUCACUUAGAAACAAACCAAUUUUGCUAAACUUAGCAAGAAACUUACACUGUUGUUCAUGAAAUACUAGAAAACACAGUUACAUCCACAUCUACAUACAUCGACGUAAGCUUUUCCUACAGAAGCUGAUUUUUCAAAUGUUUUGUCCCAUUUUCGAACACACACAAACCCCCUUCUUCUUAACCCCAAAUCCACGCAGCAUUAAUCGUUUUACUUGCUAGCGGCAAGCUUCGGACAGCAACGCGUUUAUUGUUGAUUGUUGUUUUUGUGAUUUCCUAAUUCCCUCUGCGUUGUUUGUCCUGUUGUAGUUAUCCUAAUUUUUUAAGCAACUAAUGAAGAAACAAAAAUAAAAUGACAAAUGCGAGUAAACUAAAGCAAAGGUAAAAAGAAGAAAAAGUGAAAAGAGAAGUAAAAUAAUUGAUUUGUUAAUCUAUUUGCCUUUUUAUUGAGAAAUUAGAAUUUAUAAUUAAAGUAUAAAAUUGUGUGAAAAUAUAAAUACAAGUGAAGGUAAAAAAAAUAUAAAAGCAAAAAGUUAUUAUUCGUUAGACAAAAUGAAAAUACAAAGAAAGCAAACAAAAACACAAAAACAAAAAAAAGGAAAAUAAAAAUAAAAAAUGUGUAGCCAAUAACAUAAAUAUAAAAUGAAAUUAUUUAGUGCAUGUCUUUCGCUCUUAAAUGACGCUUCACAACAGCUGCACGCACACCCACACACACUUGCGCAGUGUGGGAACCUUAACGAGACCUUUUGGUCUACGUUUGGUUUCCGCAAGCUGUGCAUAGAGUAGCUGCCGGACAUGCGUGCAUAUGAUUUCUGAUAAAUGCAAAUAAAUUUAAUAAAAUGAAAUAAAAUUUAUUCAUAAAUAAAAUAAAAUGCAGAUAAAAACAAUUGAAAGUAUAAGAGUAAUGCAUAAUUCACACUAUAUAACAGCAAGCAGUAAGAAAAUAUUUCGUAAAAGUGUUCAUAUAUAAAGAAAACCAAAAUGUAUAAGAAAACCAAACAUUUAAAUAUUUAAAAACAAAUUACAAAAAAAAAAGAAAAAUUCAUGAAAACUAUUUUAUUUUUUCGUUUUUGCUAAAAAUUAACACUCUGUUAGCCGUACAAUAAGUAAUAAAAUAAUAUAUUUUCCAACGCGUUGUUUGUGUGGCUAAUUCUUAGUUCAAAUUAAAUAAAAAAUAUUUCUUAAAACUAUUAUAUACAUUUGAUUUUAGCUGAGUUCAAAUAAUACACAACAAGCAAAAAAAAAAAAAUGCAAACAAUUUAAAGUACCAAAUUUGUGCUUAUAGCAUUGAGCGCGCACCUUCAGCCACUUCCACAAUCGCCUUAGCAUACUUUGCGGCUAACAAGCAAGGCAAUCUGCUGCCACAUAUUCUAUAACACAUCCAAAUUCACACGCACACUUCUUGCCAUGUGCGCGUUUGUGCUCUUGUGCACGCAUAACCAUGGCCUUCUUGUGGAUGCGCGCAGUUUUGAAAGAGUGCGAUGUGCCUCCUUAUCGAAUCGAAUCGAAUUGAAAAAUUCAAACAAUGCAAACAAAAUUUGUAAUUAACUACUGCUAAAACUCUUUUAAAACUACAUUAUGGUUAAAUUUUUUUGAUAUAAGGUUUCGUUUAUAGUAGUUUUCGUUGGUUUAUUGUAUCGCCCUCCGCUGUAAAUGUAUUUGUAGAUUUAAUUAAAAUUUAAAAUUAAUACAAACAAAAAACAAGCAUAUAAAAAUAAUAAAACACACAACAGAAACA